Momordica charantia (bitter melon) is the source of this 1259-nucleotide messenger RNA. RefSeq names its product auxin-responsive protein SAUR21. The record is from RefSeq and is a predicted model, not a curated record. Lineage: Eukaryota; Viridiplantae; Streptophyta; Magnoliopsida; Cucurbitales; Cucurbitaceae. Gene Ontology annotation, biological process: response to auxin.
UUGCCGCUACGAAGAGCAGGCCAAUUGAAGAAGCCCAUAGUAUCUGCGUAAAACUCGGUUUGUUGCUACUAUCUGAAGAAAAUCAUCACAGAUCAAAUCAAAACCCGUCCAAAAAAGCAAAGCAAGAACAAAAUGCAGAUGGAGUUAACUGCAAUCAUAUUUUGGAUUGAAUGUUGCUGAAAUUAUCAGCAACCGUGAUCAUAGUUGCACAUUUUUCAUCUUUCUCAAUACAAGCAGCUUCAUCAACAAAUUGGAGGUGAUAAACAAGAUGAGUGGAGAAACCAGACAUGGGCCAACGUAGAAAAGAUUGCUGAUGAGGGAGAACAUGACUUUGUCUCCUUAUAGAUAAGUCAAACUUGUGGAGAAGCAUUGUGUUCACUAUCCUAAACGAUUAACCUUUUAGAUUAUAGACAUGCUUGAGACACUUGUUUUUCUGGUGUCUGCAACAAUACCUUAUUUACAAAUUGACUUGCACAGGUUAGUUUAUCUGGAAAUGGCAUUUGGUUUUGAAUUUUCCUUGACUUCUUGCUUUAGAUUAAGAGGGUCCACAGCACCAGCAGGUAGAACACAUGAUGGAGUGGAUUUUCCCAACCAAUGAGCAACCCCAUGUGAGCCAUUAAUGAGUAGGUCCUAUUUGGAACCGAUCGAACGCCCUUUCUUCUCACCACGUCUCCGUUCUGAAUCCAUAAAUACAGACUAAAUAAGCUUCAAACUCCAACUCAAAUUUCUUACAGAUCCUUCUUCAGAUACUACACUUCCCAACAUCUAGAGCCACAUCAAGCAUAUAUCCUUUCAAUCAAAUUUAGACAUGGGAAUCAGGCUGCCUUCACUUCUCCUUAAUGCCAAGCAAAUUGUCAGAAUGCAGACUGCUUCUUCUAGAAACCAAUGUGGUGUUCCGAAAGGUCAUAUUGCAGUCUAUGUGGGGGAGAUUGAAAGGAAGCGAUUCGUAGUUCCAAUAUCGUAUUUGAACCAUCCUUCUUUUGUAGCUCUGCUAAAGAGUGCUGAAGAAGAAUUUGGAUUUAAACAUCCAACUGGAGGUCUGACAAUUCCUUGCAGAGAAGAUGCCUUCAUCAAUCUCACCUCUAGGCUGCAUACUUCCUGAAAGAGAGAGGAAAAACAAUCCUCCACACAGUUUUGGAAAAUUCCUUUUUUCUUUUUGCUACAACUGAGGAGUAGAAUAUCAAUGUAUAGUUAGUUGUAGAAAGAUUCAUAAUUGCAGAGAUGUGAAUAUAGAAAUAGAAAUUACAUUUUCUUUUUAA